Drosophila arizonae is the source of this 1120-nucleotide messenger RNA. It is a transcript of the gene mRpL2, whose product is annotated as mitochondrial ribosomal protein L2. NCBI's taxonomy places the organism in Eukaryota, Metazoa, Arthropoda, Insecta, Diptera, Drosophilidae. Gene Ontology annotation, molecular function: structural constituent of ribosome; RNA binding. Gene Ontology annotation, biological process: mitochondrial translation. The record is from RefSeq and is a predicted model, not a curated record. Gene Ontology annotation, cellular component: ribosome; mitochondrial large ribosomal subunit.
CACUUUGUUUCCAGCUGUUGCUAACAGUGUGCUGAAAGUCUGUUAAUGGUACCGUUUUGUAACCAAUUUGCAUGAGAUACAAUUAAAAGGAAUUUUCUGUGAAAAUGCAAAGUCUCACACGCCUGCUUAGCAAAUGCACAUUAACACUGCAGCCGCAGCAGCGCGGUUCAUUAUCUGUGCUCCAACAGUUGCGUACCAAGACGAAGGUGGUCGAGAAACCCAAGCCAGGUGCCGGGCAGCAAUUCCGGCGUAUAGUUCAUUUUCCGGAUGAAUAUACGGUGGCACCUCUGAAGAUAACCCAUUUAGCUGGCCGUGAUCCCGUCAGCGGUCGCAUGGUCGCCAAGGGCAUUGGCGGCGGCAUCAAACAGCAAUAUCGUUGGAUCAAAUGGGUGCGCGAUGGCCCCAGCGAAGGAGCCCCGCAGGAGGAGAUCGUUGUGGAGCUGCUUCACGAUGGCUGCCGCACAGCAAAGGUGGCACUAGUUGCUGUCGGCGACGAGUUGAAGUAUAUAUUGGCCACAGAGAAUAUGCGAGUGGGCGAUAUACUGAGAACGUCGCGUGUGAUUCCACGUAUACCAGUUCGACCGAAUGACGGCGAUGCCUAUCCGUUGGGCGCCCUGCCCGUGGGCACACGCAUUCAUUGCCUGGAAAAGAAUCCCGGCCAACCCUGCCAUUUGAUCCAUGCCGCCGGCACUUUUGGCACCAUUCUGCGCAAGUUCGAUGACAAGGUGGUGGUGCAGUUGCCCUCCAAACGGGAGUUUGCCUUCGAUCGCACCUGCAUGGCCACGGUGGGACGCUUAUCGAAUGUGGAACACAACAAGGAGCAUGUGGGCAGCGCGCAACGCAUGCGAGAGUUGGGCAAUCGGCCCCGGUCUGGUCUGUGGAAGCGAAAGGAAGGCAAACAUGGUAGGAAGAUACGGCGACUGCCUCCCAUGACGACGGUAGCGCCGCCACCACUGCCAAAGGAGCCGGAGCUCAAGCUGACCCUCAAUUUGUAGAAUUAUUUGGAAACUUUGGACAUUUGUUUUUGCGGGAAUUUCAUUUCUUACUUUUGCUAUUUGCUGUUAUGUGAGCCAUGUGCAACAUACGAUUAAAGAAUUAUGUGAGAGGCGAUUACAUACUA